Messenger RNA from Candidula unifasciata, 342 nucleotides. The record is from the annotation of a GenBank genome assembly. NCBI's taxonomy places the organism in Eukaryota, Metazoa, Mollusca, Gastropoda, Stylommatophora, Geomitridae.
AUGGGCCUCACUCGGUGCGGCAAGUUCCUCAAAUAUUCCAUGUUCCUUUUCAAUGCCGUCAUACUGAUCGCAGGAUGUGGACUCUUGGGGUUUGGUGUCUACGCCCGUACCAGCGAGAACCGUAUGACCCAGCUGUCGUCGAUACUAGGGUCCUACUACUACUCCACGCUAUCCUUGGCGCUUAUCAUUUCUGGAGCUGUCAUUAUUGUCGUAUCCUUCCUGGGCUGUUGUGGCGCUAUCAAAGAAGUCAGGUGUAUGUUGGGGACGUUCUUCGUCCUAAUUAUGAUGAUGCUGCUGAGUAUGCUCAUAGGAGCUCUGGUGAUCUACGUCUACCGGGACAAU